AAAAAAAAAAAAAAAAAAAGGACGCAAAAGAGGAGAGCCGGACAGGUCUCUUCAUUCUUCACUUCUUCAUCCUCUUCGUAUCCCCUCGCCCCCAUCUCCUUCCUCGCACAACCAAGAAAACCAAUGGCUGACGCAUCCGAAAGAAGGAAAAAGCUCGUGGCCCUGGCCGCCAAACGCUCAGGCGAUGCCACCGCGCAGCCGUCUUCGACCGCCAAAAAGCCCGAAAGUAAGAGCAAGUCGGCCUCCUCCUCCAAGCCGGCGUCAAAGUCAAAAUUCCCUGGGAAAGGCCGCUCUUUGAAGGCCGAUGUCUCUGAUGACGAUGACAUUAUCGACGACGAAGAGGACGACGAUGUUGAGAGCGAGAGUUCGGAGGAAGAGUUUUCGGAUGUGGACUCCGAUGGUUCGGACCGCCCCAAGUCCUCGAAGAAGAGAAAGAGCGCACCCGUGAAGAAAUCGUCUCGCCGUUCACCGCCACCAAAGAAGAAGUCUAAGCCUUCGUCUUCUUCAUCCUCUUCCAAGUCAAAAUCGUCCAAGAAGAAGAAGAGAAAGGGAUCGGAUAGCGAUGACGACGAUGAGAGCGACAACUUUUCUGUAGCAAGUGAGUCUGAGCAGUCCGGUGAGGAAGACAAUGCGAUUGAUACGAGCAACAUCAUCAAAGGAGGCAGAAGGACACGAGGUACCAGGGUCGACUAUUCCAAAUUCGGCCCCGAUAGGUCUUCGGACGAAGAGUAAUACGUAUAUCGGCAUCGACGUGACAG
Gamsiella multidivaricata is the source of this 758-nucleotide messenger RNA. RefSeq lists its product as uncharacterized. The record is from RefSeq and is a predicted model, not a curated record. The annotation marks the transcript as partial. The transcript is spliced from 4 exons. Lineage: Eukaryota; Fungi; Mortierellomycota; Mortierellomycetes; Mortierellales; Mortierellaceae.